This is a messenger RNA of Cyprinus carpio (common carp), 1759 nucleotides long. RefSeq names its product serine/threonine-protein kinase pdik1l-B-like. Gene Ontology annotation, biological process: peptidyl-serine phosphorylation; autophagy; positive regulation of autophagy. Gene Ontology annotation, molecular function: protein serine/threonine kinase activity; ATP binding. Gene Ontology annotation, cellular component: cytoplasm; autophagosome. The record is from RefSeq and is a predicted model, not a curated record. NCBI's taxonomy places the organism in Eukaryota, Metazoa, Chordata, Actinopteri, Cypriniformes, Cyprinidae.
GAUCUAAAAAAUACGGAAGUGUUAUUACGGAAAUGCCUUUUACGUUGUACGUUGUUAUGCUGUUGUUCUUCAAGUUGAUAUAAUUACAAGUGUGUAGAGAUAGCACGUUGUUAAAACGUUUUUAUAUUAUUACAUUAAUUAUAUUUGGAUAAACAAAAAAACAAAAAAAAACUUUAAGCGACGACACUCCGUUUGCUGCAAGUACAUGGAACAAUGAAAUGAGACACUUGAGGAACGCCAGCGAUUAUCGCAUUUGAUGCAGUGAACAACAAAGGCUGCUAGGAUGGAUGAUAUCUAUACAUUGCAGCAGGAAGUGGGACGAGGCAGCUAUGGAUUCAACAGUGGUUCAACAACUCGGCAGUGCUAUUGCGUUCCUGCACAGGCAUGGAAUAGUGCACCGUGAUAUAAAGCCAGAUAAUGUUCUUGUCUGUCUUACUAAAACAGGACCGGUCAUGAAGGUGGCAGACUUUGGCCUCAGUAAGAUGGUGGACAAUCCUACUGAUGGUGUUCAGAGUAGACUGGCUCUUUCCUCUACCUGCGGCUCAGACUUCUAUAUGGCUCCAGAAGUUUGGGCAGGUCGUAGUUAUACAGCCCAGGCUGACAUCUUCUCCCUGGGUGUGCUUUUCUGGGCUGUGCUGGAGAGAAUCACUUUCCUAGAGGAUGGCACCAAUCAAGAACAACUGGGAGCAUAUGUAAUGCGAGGCCGCUGGCUCAUCCCGUUAGGUGAGGCUCUGUGUCAGACUCCCGACCUGCAGUUGAUCAUCCCUAUGAGGGCACGACGUGCUCCGCCACUGCCGCCACCUCCAAACCCUGCUAUGUGCGAGCUGCUGAUGGACAUGCUAGAUUCUGACCCUGACAUCCGGCCCACGGCAGACCAGCUGGAGAAGAGGGUCCGGCGUGCCAUAGAGGUCCACUGAUCUCAGAGCAGCAUGCUAACAACCAGUCUCAUUUAUACACUGAAAAACUUGAAGAUGAGGCCAAAAAAAGUUGAAAUUGAGAUUUAUAGAUUUGUGUUAUUUGCUGUGUGUCUGUUACUGUGUGAUGCUUUAUGAAUUGGAAUAUAAUUAGUAUAUAGGGCUGCAUGAUAUACAUACAAAUAUCACAAAUUAAUAAAUUGCUAUAUGCAUUAUCAUACUGCGUUCAAUAUCGUGCAGCCCUAUUAGUGUAACAAAGCUUUUGCUCUAUUUUGUGAUGUCAAUGUAAUUUUAGGUAUUUACUGAGAAGUCAACUAAAGAACAAUAUAAAAUAAGUGAAUCAAUACAGUAUUGUGUGCAAAAACACAUUUUCCCAGUCCAAACUUGCCUUAUCUGUAGAAUUUGUAACACAGCUUUCAUGCUUAUAAGGAUAGUCAGUCAUAAUCGGUUACAGUUGUGUUGUCAGACGAAGUAAGACACGAGAAACUGAGCAUUCAGGAUGGUCACACCACAAAUCGCCACCUUGAAGCGACAGUGUAAUUAUAGAAAGUCAAAAUGACUGAAACCUUUGAAGUUUCGUUGCUGGUGGUGCAUGUUCAAUAUCUAGAUUGGAGGGGAAAUAAUUUUGUUUCCCGUAAUGUGUAUCUGUGAAAAAUGGCACAAGUAUCAAUCAUUCAGAUCGCCUGUUUUCCACUGACAGGACUGUCAUGGUUUCUGUGGCUUUAGUGGCCAGUCUUGUAGAUGGUUUUGUCUUUACAGGAUGCUUCAGAUGGUUUUCUGGUUGGGGAAAGUGCUCCAUCUUCCACAGGAAAUUAAAGUCCCCCCUUUGUGAUGGAUAGAAAUGA